This is a messenger RNA of Aspergillus pseudoviridinutans, 1383 nucleotides long. Its product is annotated as Zn(II)2Cys6 transcription factor domain-containing protein. Lineage: Eukaryota; Fungi; Ascomycota; Eurotiomycetes; Eurotiales; Aspergillaceae. Gene Ontology annotation, molecular function: zinc ion binding; DNA-binding transcription factor activity, RNA polymerase II-specific. The record is from RefSeq and is a predicted model, not a curated record. Bases 1 to 1383 code for a protein of 460 amino acids. Gene Ontology annotation, biological process: regulation of DNA-templated transcription. The transcript is spliced from 2 exons.
AUGAACGCUUCCUCCACCCGAUCUGCUCAACCUGUCACCCGCUUGGCCUGCAAUCGAUGCCACCAGCAGAAGCUGCGAUGCCACCGCAGUCUCGUUCCUGGCCAGCCCUGCGCACGCUGCGAGAAUGCCCAAGUCGAAUGCAUUUUCGAGCCUCCUCUACGGCCGGGGAGACCCAGCACUCGUCGCAAGUCUCGCAGCAAGCCGCCGUCUCCGUCCAAGAGCGGUGAAGUCUCUUCCUCUGCCAAGUCUCCUCGACAGCAGGAUGACCAGUCAGCGAACGAUCCGCCGAGAGGAUAUCUGUCGGAGCUAGAUGGACUGUUCGAUGUGGUUGCAUCCGAGUGUCCAAUGGCCAGCAGUAACGAUGACCAGGCUGGGGCCAUAGUCUCACUCUCUCCGUUUCCCGACCCUAGUCCGGAUGAGCCUCUCCUGUCGUUCGGUUGCAAAUCUCCGUUGAACAGUGGCUCCCUGUAUAUGGCGCCUGACUGGCUCCAUCUGCCCAUGCAGCCCCAUUCUUCCGCCCCCAAAACCCCCUCUUCCUCCUUGGCGCAUGGAGAAACCUUCCAGCCAACCGCCGCCAUAACGACAUUCUCUUUAUCUUCAUCUUCAUCUUCGUCGUCAUCAUCCGUCUCGACGUCGACAUCGUCCCUGCUGGUAGCAUCCGAUGUCAACUUCUACCGGCUGUCCGAGCUGAGCAUGACGCUGAACGAGUAUUCCUGCCAACUGGCAGCAGCAACGGCAACUGCCACUGCCGGAGCGCAAUCGGACUCCGUGGUGGAUCCGCCCCCAACCAUCACCAUCGACCAGAUCCUUGCCGUCACCCAAUCCCUGGCAGACAUUCUCUCCCCUGUUCCUACCCAUAAUGACCCUGGUAAUAAUAAACUUCAGCAUCCCAAACCCCCCUGCCCACGCGCAGACUUCGACUACCCCUUCCAUGUGGCCUAUCGAUCCUCACCGGACGGGGCUACCUCCCUGCUCAUCCUCUCCUGCUACCUUCGCCUCCUCCACCUCUACAACGCAGCCCUGUCCAGCCCGUCCGCAGUCGCAAUCGCCCCCGCGUCUCCAGCAGGAAAUGGGAAUGGGAAUGGGAUGCAACCAUUGCGCUUCCAGAUCGGUUGUUUCUCCACCCCCAUGACAUCCUCCAUGGCGCUACUCGCCUGUGUGAGUUCGCAGCUGCUGGGUAAUCUUGAGGCCGCGCUCCGACGUCUCGCGUUGAGUAUGCCUGCUGCGGGUCGGGGAGAGCAAUCCUGGCCUUGGGAGCCGGAUGCUGGCCCGGGAUCCUGUGUGAUGACCAUCGCGCGGGCGGCAAUGCUGGAGGCGAGGACAUUGCAAGCUAACCUCCGGCAGCGGCUGCAUUUGCUCAAUUCUGUUUCUUCUCCUGAAUGA